ACACAAUCAUUGGACACCCUAACUUCCACCCUUCCAUUCAUGUCCAAUCAACCACAGCAAACCGACAACGAUUCAAUAUCCUACAGGCACUUCCUUCGCUACUUUUGCAUAUUUGUUGCUCCAUUAGCGUUUCUCUUUAUAUUCAAAUCAUUCUCCACCAGGACCGAACCAGAGACUCAGUCAGAAGUCAGGAUGUCAGGAAAACUUCCUCUCGUUUUCCCUGCGGCAUCCCGCCACACGGCUACCGUCAUAUUUGUGCAUGGCCUGGGUGACACUGGCCAUGGUUGGGCAAGCGCUGUUGAGAACUGGCGCCGACGAGAGAAGCUUAAUGAAGUCAAGUUCAUUCUGCCUCAUGCUCCUGAGAUCCCCAUCACCGUGAAUAUGGGAAUGAGAAUGCCUGGAUGGUUUGACGUUAAACAACUUGGCGGAGAUGUUGACAGUCUGGUCCGCAAUGAGGAUACAGAGGGUAUCAAGCGAAGCCAAAAAUACUUCCACGAUCUCAUCCAAGAGGAGGUCAACUCUGGCAUCCCCCCUGAGCGUAUUGUUCUCGGAGGAUUCUCCCAGGGAGGCGCCAUGUCUCUCCUUGCUGGCCUUACCUGCACAAGCAAGCUGGGCGGUAUCGUCGGCCUUUCAUCAUGGCUUCUCCUCUCCAAAACUUUUGCCGACCUUGUCAAGCCCACCGAUGCCAACCGCCAGACUCCCGUGAUGAUGUUCCAUGGUGAUGCGGACCCUAUUGUCCCUUUUCAGCGUGGAAAGCUGAGUGCCGACCUGCUUAAGGAGCUUGGCUACGAUGUGUCAUUCAAGACCUACCCUGGUAUGGGUCACUCUGCUUGUCUGGAGGAGCUUGACGAGGUUGAGGCGUUCCUGAGAAAGCAAUUGCCUCCCAAGAACUAAAGUUAUGGUAUCGGCCUCAUAUAGUAUAGACUUAUAAACCUUUGAAAAACAGAGCACUCUCUGAGGGAAAUAGAAGACAAUAUACAGUCUA
This is a messenger RNA of Fusarium redolens, 985 nucleotides long. RefSeq names its product Phospholipase/Carboxylesterase-domain-containing protein. Lineage: Eukaryota; Fungi; Ascomycota; Sordariomycetes; Hypocreales; Nectriaceae. The transcript has 4 exons. Gene Ontology annotation, biological process: protein depalmitoylation. The record is from RefSeq and is a predicted model, not a curated record. Gene Ontology annotation, molecular function: carboxylic ester hydrolase activity; palmitoyl-(protein) hydrolase activity. Bases 40 to 894 code for a protein of 284 amino acids. Gene Ontology annotation, cellular component: cytoplasm.